This is a messenger RNA of Sorex araneus (European shrew), 1177 nucleotides long. RefSeq names its product cannabinoid receptor interacting protein 1 (gene CNRIP1). Gene Ontology annotation, biological process: negative regulation of signaling receptor activity. Gene Ontology annotation, molecular function: type 1 cannabinoid receptor binding. The coding region runs from base 16 to 318 and encodes 100 amino acids. The transcript is spliced from 2 exons. The record is from RefSeq and is a predicted model, not a curated record. Lineage: Eukaryota; Metazoa; Chordata; Mammalia; Eulipotyphla; Soricidae. Gene Ontology annotation, cellular component: plasma membrane.
GGCUUCUCGGAGGAGAUGGGUUCCAGCUUCCCUCCCCACCCCAAGCAGAGAUCCCGGCGGCGUAGAACUGAACCUAGUUGCAGCCAUGCUGGAGGUUCCUCUCCACAUGUUCAGACAGGCCUCAUGCAUGAAGGUACCGGCAGAGGAACCCAGUUCACAGACAUUGGAACCUUCGAGACCGUGUGGCAAGUCAAGUUCUACAAUUACCACAAGCGAGAUCACUGCCAGUGGGGAAGCGCCUUCUCGGUCAUUGAGUACGAGUGCAAGCCCAACGAGACGCGCAGCCUCAUGUGGGUGAACAAGGAGUCCUUCCUCUGAGGGCGGCCGCUCCUGUGAGGCUGAGAAAAGUCUCCUCAGACGUCUGCAUUUCGGUAACCCAGCACAAGCCAAGGCACGCCACCCUGUUGCUGUUUCCCACCGGGUGCCGAUGACCUACUAGCCCCAAUUAUUUUGAAAGUGUAAUUCCCCCCUGAUGCUAUGUUCCUGACUAAAAAGUUCAUGAUGUACCGUCCCCCCCAAAGAUGAUCCCUUUCUGUGUCCCGUGCUGGUGUUCCCACCUCUGCGUGCUCUGGGUCAGCCUGAGGACCCCUUGUGACCGGAGCUCAGUGGCCUGAGCAGGCCCGUCCUAUCGGCCAUGACUCCACUCGACGACUGUGGUGUUUCUUUCCAAAUUGAUUCCUUCUCUUUGUUAAACAAGCAAACAAACGUGUUCAAUAAAAAAGGAACUGUGUGUGUGGGUUCUUUCCCCCCAGUGUGGUGUGGUGACCUGUGACUUGUGAGGUUUCUUCGUUUUCCAAGCAGGCUUGGUGAAAAUGUAUUAGAGUCUGGAGUGAAUGGAGGCUCGCCUGUGGUGUUUUCUAUAAACAGAUCAGCUUUCUUCAGAGAAGGAGAAUGAUGAAAUCCCAAGAUGGAUUGUCAAGAAGUGUCUGUAGUGUCCGAGUACUCUGGUAGCCCAUUGUGCUGUGCUCGCAUGAAUGUGGGAAAGGGCUGUGUUGUGAACCAGUGUUCAUCCAGGUGGCGGGAGGAGGCAAAGUUCACCUCUCCGGUGAACUCCUGUUGGGAUUAAGCACGCAUAUUGAUGGCCUCUCUCCUUUCUCCUUCACUUAAACUUUGUAAAACUGUGUAUGGAUCUCUAAGCACCUUUUGAUAUUUCUUAAUAAAGAUAUUAAAAACUGGA